AUGGAUCCAGCAGAUUGUAUUGUUGUCCGUUUUCAUUUCAAUGGGGAAUUUAUCAAUGACGGGAAGACAAUACAGUAUGUGGGGGGCAAAGAAGCAAUGUCCUUUUUAGAUCGAGCAACCUUGAGCUUACAGAGAAUUCAACAGUGUUUGAGUGAGCAUUAUGUCACAGUGGACGGACAACAAUUGCACUGGCUCUUCCCUGGGAAGGAUUUAUUUGAUGGAUUGUUGAUGUUGUCUGAGGACAAGUCUGUUGAAACACUGUCAGCAUGUACAACAGAUGCAGGUGUGGCUGAUGUGUAUGUGGAGGAUCCGGCCGUGCAAGAUGAAGAAGUUAGUGAGGAAGAAGAUUGGGCUGAAGACGAUUAUGUAGCUACUGCUGAUGAGAAGAAGUCCGCAAAGGAAAAGCUAAUUGAUGUAGAAAGCAGCUCCGAUGAUAGUGACUUUGUGCCACCAGAUUUUUCAUCGGAUGAUGAUGAGGCAGAUGCUAUUAAGCAAGAUUACAAGAAAUUCAAAAGGAGCAAGAAGAUGGCAGCUGAAAAACUUGCACUUGAGUAUGAGUUUGAAGCAUUGAAUGUAGUUAAACCUGAAGGCAAUUAUGAAGAUGAAUCAAGUGCCGAAGAGGAUGAAUCUUAUGACGAGGAUAGUGAUGGUGAACUUAUCAAGCGUGAGUCUGAAUAUGCUAGGUUUAAUAAGAAAGCAGAAGUGAUCAAGUUCACCUUGGGUAUGACAUUUAGUGGGAAGAAGGAGUUCAAAGAUGCAAUCAUUCGUUAUGCACUGAAGGAAAGAAAAUAA
Triticum turgidum subsp. durum (durum wheat) is the source of this 792-nucleotide messenger RNA. The record is from the annotation of a GenBank genome assembly. NCBI's taxonomy places the organism in Eukaryota, Viridiplantae, Streptophyta, Magnoliopsida, Poales, Poaceae.